Pyricularia oryzae 70-15 is the source of this 2132-nucleotide messenger RNA. RefSeq lists its product as uncharacterized. NCBI's taxonomy places the organism in Eukaryota, Fungi, Ascomycota, Sordariomycetes, Magnaporthales, Pyriculariaceae. The transcript is spliced from 4 exons. Bases 663 to 1229 code for a protein of 188 amino acids. The record is from RefSeq and is a predicted model, not a curated record.
UGGUAAUGCUGUCUGUAUGUACCUACCUUAGGUAUUUUGUAGGCACCACCUAGCUAAUUACCUAGGUACCUAUGUAAGCUUGUGCAUGGCUACUUUUUCUCCUUUAAACAGUUUCCCCAAUCUUCCUUUUUUUUUCCUGGAGAUUAUAUUUGAUCUUCCUUUCUUUCUCCUCCGUCUCACCUUUCAGCUUUUUUGGCAUUGAUCCUGCUACCUGCCUUGUUGCCUUGACACACGCGCGCCCGCACACACGCUUGUCCUUCUUUCUCUUCUCUCAACCCUUCAGAAGUUCGGACUGUAACAAAGCUUGCAUCGCGCCGCCCGGUUUCUCCUGCCCCCUCCUCGCCUAAACUUGAAGGCUUGCGAUCCAGAGAAACACAACCGCCUUGACACAGAGAAAAAGAUAAAAGAAAGCAAAAAAAUACGAAUAACCCAAGCCCAACGCCCCCGCCUUCUUGCGUACAUCAUCAUUUCCAUUGGGCCAUUUUUUUUUUUGCCUUUUUUCUUCAGCUCUUGCAGGGUGCAAUUUUAACCGUCGACUUAAAAGAGUUUGCUAGAGCAGAAACUCACCCAAGAGGAUUUUCUCUGAAAAAAAAGAAGAAAAAGAGAGCGCAAAGCAGACAGCAGUAGUAGCUAUAGCACAGCAACCUUUCACACUUGCAACAAUGGCAUCCAUCACCAACAACCCACAAGCAGCCGAUAACAGCUCAACGGUCCUCAGCGACGAGGAGCUCGACCGUGACUGGAAGCCCAAUGGCCGCCGCCCGCACUCCACCAUCGCCCGAUCCUUCUCCGCCGAACUGAUGGACAUCUUCCGCAUCGAGAACAGCCUGGCUGAUUUGGAUUCACAAGUCGACAAGCGAAAACAAGAACUAAGCAGCCGAACAACCGAGCUCGAAUCCCUCGAGCAGCGCAUAAAGGAGAUGGAGGCCCGCCUCCGCCAGCGCGGCAGCCCGCCCAACAGCACCGGCCCCGCCGCCAACAGCGCCAGCCCGAGGCAUGUGCGUUCCCCCAUCAGCGGUGUGUUUGACGAGUCUGCUCAGAGCAGCAGCGACGGCAGCAACAAGCACCAGGACGACGAGGCCAGGCGUCAUGAGUCGAGGGCGGCUGGGGAAAAGUACGCCGGAUCCAGGCCCGGCACCGCCCGCGCAUCGAGGCAGGCUGUGCCCGGCGCCCUCCCACCCACCCCAACCGAGUCAGAGGACGGUGACCGGGAGAGGGAUCACGUUUAAUUAAAAGAUGAGCCAUUUUUUUCUGGCCAAAUCUUUAUACAAAACUUUUUUUUUCCCCGAGUUUCAAACUAUACAACAGCAUAGAGCUACUCCCCCACGAACGAUGUUACGACGAAAGCAGAGAUGGCAAGACUUUCAACCGGCAGAUCAGACUGGAGCAUAACAGAGCAAUUGCCUGUCUGGGACGCAUAGACUCUAUUUUUCCCAUUUUCCCACUUGUAUCUCAGUGCGAAACACACAACCCAGCAUAGCCUCUGCACCGACCCUUCAAUCUUUGGUCAGUGGUGGGCCCACCCCUGGUUGACAACAGGGCGGAGUGGUGAAUUUGCUUGUUUGUCUCGAAUCAAAAAUUCCUUGGUUCCUCUGCGCGGGAAGAGAGAUGCUUAGAAAGUAUCACUCUUACGAAAUUCGUUUAAACACCACACACAUGGAUUUUCUAGAGGCUUGGUUCUCCAUUUUUGGUUCUGGUCCAGCCCCAUAUUUAUUCUCAACACAGAUCAGUCAGGCAUGGUUGAGAGAGAGGCGAGUUGGGCUGCCUUGGGAUUGCAGGCAGCGAAGGACUUUUUUGGAUACCAUUGUUUUGGACGGUUGGAGCGUCGACUCUAGACCGGAGUUGGGUUGAGGGAAGAGAGACUGACGGCGUUAUUGGUGUUACUGCUUAUCAGAUCGGGCUUCUUUUUUGGCGUCCCUCUAAUUUCGGGGCCUGGUUUUUUUUUACCGUUUUAACUCUAUUUACAUUGCAUUGUAAUUAUACCACACACAUCGUCUUGGGAACAUUGCUUGCGAUAGAUCACAAUCGUGUUGCUGUGGGCAUGGGGCUAUAGCAUGCCAGCUACUCGUUUACGUUUAUUCUUUUGCUCGGAACUGGAAUUCGAAUAUAUUUCGGGCCGUUCUCUGAGGUUG